Messenger RNA from Heterobasidion irregulare TC 32-1, 753 nucleotides. RefSeq lists its product as uncharacterized. The coding region runs from base 1 to 753 and encodes 250 amino acids. Lineage: Eukaryota; Fungi; Basidiomycota; Agaricomycetes; Russulales; Bondarzewiaceae. The transcript has 5 exons. The record is from RefSeq and is a predicted model, not a curated record.
AUGUCUUACCACCUCUACCCCACAUUCAACACUCAAGGCUGGGAGGAGAGCCUCUCCUCGAUGCCGCAAGAGCAGAUGGACUUCGCCUACACCGAGCCCUUGGAUGAGCACCCUCCCCUCGCCAUGAAUCACUAUGGGCCACCAACGGAGGCUCUGGGGUACGAGCAAUAUGCUGCAUGCCACCCCCAGCCUGGAUACACAAUGGCGGGGCCCUCACACGUCGUCAGUGGCGAUGUCCAUUGCCCCCAGCAGAUGCUGCCGGCUGGGAUAGCUACUAUCAAGCAGCACCGCCAACGGCUCGCGUCGGCUCUGGAAGGGUCGACGAGUCACGCCGUACAGCCCCAGUACGGUGCCGUGGAGAUAAUGGAGCCAUCUACUGUCGGUUCAAGCGCGCCGCCCACAGGUACGAGCGUAGAGGUCGUCACAAGCCUCAGACGCUCACAACCGGGCGUGCACCCGGUCCUAUCGCAACUAGCGGGCGCUGUCGCAGGUCCAGCGAGGUCCAGCAAAGGCUUCGAGGACUCCUUCGAACAAGAGCAUUCCCAGGGCUGUAAAGACGCAGUCCAAAGGGAGGUCCCGCACGAAGGCUGCAACGCCGGCGCCCAAGACGAGAUGAAAAAAGACAUCAUGCCUCACCGCAAAGUACAAUGGGAGAAGGCGCACAAGAAGGGGUCGCUCUGGUGCGAUCAGUGCCACAGGGAGUUCAAUCGGCCGGACUCUCUCAGCAAUCACAAGCGCACCAUUCACAGCUGA